UGCCAGGAAAGAAAGAAAAGUUAGAGUACCUCUUCGUCCGUCCCCCAUCGAAUUCAUCCUUCCAAUCGAUCGAAUAGCAGCCAGGAAAGAGAGAGAUGGGCAACUCCCUCUUCAAAUUCCUCUGCGGCAAAUUCUCCGACCAACUUCACCACUCCUCCGCCGCCGCCCCUCCCGCCGCCACCGACGCCGUCUCCGCCCUCGCCCACGAUCUCCACCACUUCGGCGUCACAUCGCAGGUUCCGGAGAGGCUGAGCCACCACGUCGUCUCCUCUAAGAAGGCACAAGCCAACUGGUACAGAAAAUUGCUGGACGCAUGGAAGGAAUCCAAGCCGCCGCCAAAAACACCAGAAGCAGCUUCGAGGCUCGUCGUCCAAACCUUAAAGAGGCAUCAGAGAGCAGAUGUUGAGGGUCUCUUGGCUUACUACGGCCUUCCACUCCCUCACACCCUGCCGGAUGCUGCGCCGGUUGUUCGUCCUUCAUCCAAGCCAGAAGGAGUGAAGUAUGAGCUGCACACGCUUCCGGUGGAUGCUAGAGCUGUGGCAGACGGAGAUACAAUUACGGUGUACGUCGACACCGCUGAUCCGAGAGAGUCAGCGAAUGUCCCUCGAGGCGUGCACGAGGCGGCCAUUGAGAGAGCAGGAGCACGAGCUGCCAAGGACUACAACAAGGCAGAUGCACUCCAUAAAAUUGUCAUGGACGCAGGAUACAGAGUAAUUGCUGGAGCUAACGAUGAGGAGAUCCUUGCGCGCAAGUAUCGAAUCAGACUAAGGGGAAUUGAUGCGCCGGAGAGCUCCAUGCCAUUUGGGAAGGAAGCCAAGGAGGCUCUGGUGAAGUUAGUCCAAGGAAAGUGCUUGAAGGUUCUUGUUUAUGGAGAUGAUCGAUACCGUCGCUGCGUAGGAGAUAUUUACUUCAAUAGUGUCUAUAUCCAAGAACAGAUGCUUAAGAAAGGGCUUGCAUGGCACUACGUUGCCUAUGACCAACGUCCAGAGCUAGCAAAGUGGGAGAAGGAAGCAAGAGCUAAACGUGUUGGCUUAUGGGCUUCUUCACACCCUGAGAAGCCAUGGGAAUGGAGGAAAGAGAGAAGAAAUGCAACAUAAAGAAAGUGUUCUGAAACAUUCACGCUCUCCUGUCGCUUGAAGAAGAUUUGUGAAGUAUUAGUUGUUUGGAGUUGCUGAAACUUGUGUAUCGUUUAUGUAUUAUCAUUGUUUUUAAUGAAUUGAAUCAUCGCAAAUAAUUGAAGAGGAAGGAGUACCAUUAACUUUCAAUUGCAAAA
Messenger RNA from Zingiber officinale, 1273 nucleotides. RefSeq names its product probable staphylococcal-like nuclease CAN1. Gene Ontology annotation, cellular component: cytoplasm. The coding region runs from base 96 to 1097 and encodes 333 amino acids. NCBI's taxonomy places the organism in Eukaryota, Viridiplantae, Streptophyta, Magnoliopsida, Zingiberales, Zingiberaceae. The transcript is spliced from 9 exons. The record is from RefSeq and is a predicted model, not a curated record.